AUGAGUGGUCGUAUCUGGGCCGUAUUGCUCUUUCUCUGCAUGUGGUUGGAGCUUCGGGCAAGUUGCACUCUUCCGAGGGAAAGGAAGAGUGAGGACCUUUUUAAAACCGUAAGGAAAGAUGAGCAGGCAGAACGUCUAGACUCGGAGGAAGGGCAGAACGAGAUGUCAUUUGUCAACACGGAAGGAACACCAAGUUCGAGAUCGGCACUAGAAAAGGAGGGUAAAUUGACGAUUUUGGCCAAAAGAAACAGGAACAUGAUGAAUUCUGAAACAGAAUUGGAUUCCAUACAAAUAAAAGAGAUUGCGAAGGUUGGGUAUAAAACCGAAGUGACUCCAGUUUCAUUGUCUUACCCUAGUGUGAACACAAAUAGUGCUCCACUUAUUACAAAUUAUCAUCCCAAAGAUAUCUCAGAAUCUGUUAUACAAAACAAAGAGACAACCACAUCACCUCUUAGCCACAACUCUGAAAUAUCUAAAAUAUCUCCAGAUUCUUCUGUCUCCACUGAACUAACUCCUGUUGUGGAGGAAACCAAAUCAAUAGACCAUGGUGAAAAAGGAAUACCACCUGAUAGAUCUACUCUGACCUCAGAAUCUUUGGAUGGCAGAAUAUCACUCGAUGCUAACACCAGGCCAUCAAAUGCCAACAGGUUCCUCUUGAGGCCUAAGUCUGGGUUACAAACCAAUGGACAGGAUGUGCAAACCAUAGGGAUGGGUGACCAGGAGGCAGACAACACUAGUGGAGGAGGAACUGAUUUCCGCCAGGCCUUCACUCGACAAGAAGAGAUACCUUCUCAAUCCCGGAGCCGUAGAAGUUGGAUCUGGAACCAGUUCUUUGUGAUCGAGGAAUAUAGUGGGCCAGAGCCAGUGCUGAUUGGGCGGCUCCAUUCGAGUGUGGACAGGGGUGAUGGCCGAACCAAAUACGUUUUAAAAGGCGAGGGGGCGGGCUCUGUGUUCGUCAUCGACAGCAGAACGGGGAACAUUCAUGUCACCAAGCCCCUCGAUCGGGAGGAGAAGGACCAGUAUCGUCUUAUCGCCACAGCAACAGACAAACAGACGGGCCGAGCCCUGGAGCCUUCCUCCCAGUUCAUCAUUCGUGUGCAAGACAUCAACGAUAACCCACCUGUGUUCCAGAACGGCCCGUACAGCGUCACCGUGCCUGAGAUGGCCAGUAUUGGCACAUCGGUUAUUCAAGUGACAGCCACAGAUGCCGAUGAUCCAACCUAUGGGAACAGUGCCAAACUUGUGUAUUCAGUGAUUGAAGGCCAGCAGUACUUUACAGUGGACCCACAGUCAGGCAUAGUGCGCACAGCAGUACCUGAUAUGGACAGAGAGACUCAAGCGCAGUAUCUGGUAGUGCUUCAGGCCAGAGACAUGGGGGGCCAUCAAGGGGGUCUGACAGGAACCACUACAGUCACCGUACAUCUCAGUGAUGUCAAUGACAACCCACCUCGCUUCACUCAAAGCAUGUGGUCAUUCUCUGUGUCUGAACUGGCUGUUCCCGGCAUGGAGAUUGGUCGUCUCACAUCAACAGAUGCAGAUCUGGGAGAAAACGCUCGGGUGGACUUUACGAUCAUGGACGGAGAGGCAGGGGACACGUUUAACAUAACCAGACUGAACCAAGAGGCUGUGAUUUUGUUAAACAAGGCUGUGGAUUAUGAGAGACACAGUGCAUACUCUCUCACAGUGGAGGUGCAGAAUCCACACGUGGACUCGCGGUUCCUCAGGCGGGGUCCGUUUAAGGACCGCGCGAUGGUGCGCAUCACAGUUCUCAACGCAGACGAGCCUCCUCGGUUCUCUAGGUCUCGGUACCGCCUGGAUGUGUCGGAAAACUGCCCUCCGCCGUGUGUGGUGGGGAGAGUGGCCGCUGUGGACCCGGAUACUGGCCUCAGUAACAAUAUAAAGUACUCAAUUGAUCCUGAGUCAGACCCUGAAGCGCUGUUCCGCAUCGCCUCUGACAACGGCCUCAUUACCACGGUGAUGGAAUUGGAUCGGGAACAGGAUCAAUGGCAUAAUAUCACUGUCAUCGCUACACAGAGAGACAGCCCCAACCAAGUUACCAGGGUAGCGGUUGCCAUAGAGACGCUGGACCUCAACGACAAUGCCCCGGAGCUGGACCGUCAAUACAACACUACCAUGUGUGACUCCAGCACUGCUGGACAGGUGGUGCAGGUAAUCCGGGCGAUAGACAAAGACCAGAGCAGCUACAACUCUCCAAUCCACUUCAGUAUUCUGCCGGAGUCCAGCAGCUCCCUCAACUUCUCCAUCAGAGAGAGAGGAGACCACACGGCGAGUCUGAUGCUCUUGUCGUCCUUGAAGGCUCUUCCUCGCUCUUCUUCUUCAUCUUUACGCACACUUAAAAUACCUGUAAUUCUUCACGAUGGUGCUUCAGACCUCAGCAGCACAGGAACGGUUACUGUUACACUGUGCCCAUGCCAGAAUGGAGGGAUGUGGGCGGAAGAACGAAAACAACAAACUGACGACAAGGAUAAACCUUCACCGCUGGAAUGGGAGAGGCAGGCAUUGUGCUUGUCUUUGCCUUCAAAUUCUCCGCUUUUGGGAGUCAGCUCGGCAGCCAUGUUGGUGAUACUAGCAUGUGCCUCGACUCUUCUGGUGGUGGCGGCACUCUCGCUAUCAUUGCGCAGGCAGAAACGGGACACUCAGUCUCCCAUGGAAGACGAUGAGAUCCGGGAAAACAUCAUCACGUAUGAUGACGAGGGAGGCGGGGAAGCUGACACGGCAGCUUUCGAUAUCGUGACGCUGAAGAGCGCACCCCAGAGCAUGAGGAGGGCACAGCGCCUUCGAGACAGCAAGAAUAUGUAUUCUCAGGACAAUCUAGACAGCAUCAGAACAUUCAGCUGGAGUGAGUGUUUAGGUUUGGAUCCGCAUCGCCCCGUCUCUGCGCCUCUCUACGGACGGUACUGCUACAGCAUCCAGACCCUACCCGCUCCACGAAACAGACUUGCACCGUUCAACUCCAGGCUGGACCUCACCAAACUGGCAUAUGUCCCAGGUAGCCAAGGCCAGCCCGUCGGUCCUUUAGAGUCCGGUUCUGUAUUUAUCUGCAAGAGCAGGGAUGAUUCUGAACACAAAGGAGUUGACGGAUCCACCGAAAGUAUCCCAAAAGAAAGUGAGACAGGAAGUGAGGUCAUCUCGGAGAGUCAUACACUGAGCCAGGAUCAGAGCUGA
Messenger RNA from Xyrauchen texanus (razorback sucker), 3186 nucleotides. Its product is annotated as cadherin-24-like. Gene Ontology annotation, biological process: adherens junction organization; homophilic cell-cell adhesion; multicellular organism development. The transcript is spliced from 13 exons. Gene Ontology annotation, cellular component: adherens junction; plasma membrane; catenin complex. NCBI's taxonomy places the organism in Eukaryota, Metazoa, Chordata, Actinopteri, Cypriniformes, Catostomidae. The record is from RefSeq and is a predicted model, not a curated record. Gene Ontology annotation, molecular function: cadherin binding; calcium ion binding. The coding region runs from base 1 to 3186 and encodes 1061 amino acids.